Molecule: messenger RNA, 2115 nt
Organism: Salvia miltiorrhiza (redroot sage)
Lineage: Eukaryota; Viridiplantae; Streptophyta; Magnoliopsida; Lamiales; Lamiaceae
Exons: 5
Coding region: 78-935 (285 amino acids)
Biological process (GO): cortical microtubule organization
Cellular component (GO): cortical microtubule
Source: RefSeq, a predicted model, not a curated record
CUCCGUAUGUAUCUUAUAAAAUGUUACGUUGGGUUAAAAGUUGACAUAAGAUGGUAAACUGAAGAAACGAGAGAGAGAUGAAGAGAAGAGAAGCAGCAGGCGCAGGUUUUGACAAGGCAGGAAGGAUUUCGAGUUGCUUCAAGGACAUAGAUGAGGAGCUUUCCUUUUUCCGCGAGCUUAAGAAGCGCGAAAAAGAUCAAUUUGGCAGCCUUCUUAACCCUAUUUCUGAUGACUUUGAAGCAAAUGGAAGCUUUGGGCUGAGCAUAAUGAAUUCGGGAGGAAGAAAAGGGGCAGAAUUCCUUGGUAAAAAUGACUACAACUGGCUGAAAACGCCUCCCGCGACGCCUCUGUUUCCAUCACUUGAGAUGGAGUCAAAUGCACAAGAACUAGUCGUUCAGAGGGAGAUACCAAUCAUCCAACCUAUUUCAAGGCAGUUUAUCGACAAGAGAAACAUGAAAAGCGCUCCGCUGGUGACCCCAAAACCAAAUAAAAUCAAGUCAUCCGUCCCAAAAAACUUUCCUAACUCAAACACGUCGAGAAACUCGACGUGUUUGAGUGCCAGGUCAUCAAUCUCGAAUGAGACCCCACCUAACUUGAGGCCCUCAUCCGCUACUAGAGGAAGGCCGGCAUAUCAGAAUCUGCCGGCCCCACCGAAGAUAAUGAGGAGGCAGCCGAGCAAUGCAGGAAAUGUUGAGAAGAGUGGUGGAGUGCAAGUUGCGGGCAGCAGGAUGGUGGACAAGUUGAUGAAUGCGAGAAUGUCGAAUGCCGAUGAUCGACGCUCCAAAAUCAAAUUGAAUGGGAGUUGUAAUGGUGAAGAGAAGAGACAGCCUAAGAUUAAGCUCGAUGCUUCCUUGAAUGAGACCUCUGGCUUUGGAAGAUUGAUGAUGUCCUCUCAAACACAUGGACAUUCAACGAGACUCCAACAGUGGAAGUAAAAUCGGCGUGCAUGCAGGAACAAAGUCUUGAGUCAUUAGCAAUGCAUGGAUGUAUGUAAGAAGGAUAAAUUAAUUAAUGCUUGAAUUUAGAUGGCUUUGAAAGAAAAGAUGAGGCGUGUGCAUUAAUGUAUAACACAAAAUCUUAGGUAAGAGGAAUGAAAUAUAUAUAAUGCAAAAUCAAAUUUUGCCAGAAACACUUGUAAAUAUGCUCAUGGAAAUUUUAGAGUUCAACUUGUAUGCAAAAUUCUUUUGAAGAUUGAAAGAUUAUCCUUCAAUGGACGAUGUUCAGGUUCAUAUUUCUAAAAAUGUCAACUUAGAUCAACGAAUAUAUAAUUCUCCAUAUGCAGAUCAAGUUGCAGUUAUAUGAGUUGAGAGAAAUAAUAAAAAUAUUUCAUUGAAGCGAGAUAUUGUAGUUCAUGCUCAUUCUGAUGACAAGCACAAAACAAAACAUUAUUACGAAUGUUACAAUCCAUUGCAAUAUCUUCUUUUUCCAAUGAACGAAACAGGUUGACAUUAAAACAUUAAAAAGAUUGAUCCCACAGUCUUUAGUUCGUAAUACAAAUUUUGCUUCUACUUCUACUUUAUUAGCAAAAAUCAUAACUGCGGGCGAUAUUAUCUCCAAUGAAGAACAAUGUAUCUCUAUUAAUUAUAAUGUUUAUAAUUAAUUUUACUAAUUUGAUAAAUUGUAGUUUUAAACUUUUCGAUUUAAGUGUGUGGAAAAAAUAAAAAUAUACUUUGAAGCCUUUCUGCUCUUACAAACAAUAAAAGAUUUAAAAUUCGUCUUACUAAUUUAGGAUGUUUUUCAUAGAUAUUUUUGCAUUUUUAUUUAGGCAUAUAUUUUAAAUAUUACUUUCUUACAUUUAAAUUUAUUCAUUAAUAGUUUCAUUGAUUCCUUUUCAAAAUUUUAAUUAAAGUCAAUUUAAUAAAUACAAUUAAUUAAUAAAAAUAUUCAAAACUAUAUAAUAAUACCUAUAUAUUUAUUUUCAUUGUAUAAUAUCGCAUGUGUUAAACGUGCAUCGCACGUUCUCACUGCUAGUACAUUCAAAUGUGUAAUAUAAUAAUUAAUUUAUUUUUAUGAAGACAAAUAAUUAUAAUUUGAAAUAUAAUAUCUUAGGCAACUAAGAAUAUUAUGUUGCCCAUCAAAUAGCAAAUACAAUUUAUUUGACUGCAUCCUAACAUU